Sycon ciliatum is the source of this 9996-nucleotide messenger RNA. RefSeq lists its product as uncharacterized. NCBI's taxonomy places the organism in Eukaryota, Metazoa, Porifera, Calcarea, Leucosolenida, Sycettidae. The coding region runs from base 400 to 9489 and encodes 3029 amino acids. Gene Ontology annotation, molecular function: protein binding. The record is from RefSeq and is a predicted model, not a curated record. The transcript has 68 exons. Gene Ontology annotation, biological process: axoneme assembly; cilium movement involved in cell motility.
GGGUAGUUUGCCUGCCAAACUACAUAAUAUUAUGAGUUAUUUUGGCCAUUUCGAUUUUCUUCUUCGUAGCUCUGAAGGUUGAUUCUUCUGGGGAAAAGCAGCAGUGUCCGAAAGCAUCUCCCCAGCGCCGUACUUCUGAGUUUUUCGAAUUGAUUUCAGAACAAUUAUUUUUUCCCCACUUGGUUCGAUCUUUGAGGUCGCCACUGAAAUUUUGACAACUUAGUCGUUGAACCCACAUUCAUUGAUGUUGGAAGAAAGGGGUUGCUCAAACUCGAUAGCCGGGCAAUGCAGUAGUGGCAAAUUCAAUUCUUCAGACUGAGAAGAUCGAGUUGUAAUAAUGCGACAGCGGCUUUGACUCACUGUCAUCGCGGGUAAGCUGUUGUUCCAGUCGCUACCAUUAUGGACCAUACGAUUCAGCGAUCGCUGCAGGAGCUGAAUGGCGUGUCGCUGGACGUAUUCAAAGGCCAAAUCGCCAGCCUGUUGGCGCGACUGCUGGAGAAGAGGUCUGAAGACUUGACAAGCGUGCCAGUGGAUGGAUUUGUCAGCAUAGCAGAAGCAGCGUUUGCUAAAGGAGAGCUUGCCUUGGCCCAGCAGAGCCUGGGGGAGUACUUCAAGGCACGUCCACCCACCAGUGAGCUGCAUCUCUCCAGUCUGAUGCUGCUCUGCCAAACACUCCAGCCAAAGACUGCUAACGAUGUGAAAAUACUAGAGGAGCUGGUCGCAACAAUUAUAUCAUCCAUUGAAAUGGCUGCUUCUCUGGACAAGCAGCAUCCGAAGAUUGCUACUGCGACCAACCUCUUUUGCACAGCUACGUACCCGUUUCAAGUGAGCAGUCACCAGGAAACGCUUGUGGAAGGUGCGACUAAGAUCUUGGGCAUGCUGGAGAUGGGAGAGUGGAGACGCAAGGAGUUGCUGCCACUGUACAGGGCCUACAUCGCUAUAGGCUUCAUACUGCUAUCUGCUCACUGUACGGGAAGUCGAAAGAAUGCCUCGGCCAGCUUGGCCAAGAAGCUGUUUCAAGCGGCCAAGUCAGCCAAGCAGUCGGACGACAUGGCCCGGCUGGUGUUUAUUGCGGUUCAGCACAGCAUAGUGAGCACAAACUCUGUGAUCAAGUUAUGCGGCAAGUCCAUGUACUUACAUCUCCACGCUGAGCUUGCAAAGACCAUCAGGUACGACACAGAGCACCAUGAGCCUUCUGAGUCAUUGGCGAUGGCCUUGAAGGUGUUGAGCAGUUCUGCUCCGCACAUGGUAGAGACGGAUCUCUUCAGUGAGGCAAGACGCCACUUGCGCAUGGAAUCCUCUGAACGGUUUGAAGCCCUUUCUGACGAACAGCGGCACCGGCUUGCGGUUCGAUUCUCGGAGACUGCAGUCGCUCAGGGAUUGCACGAGCAAGCGUUACGCUGUGUUGACAGUCUUGGAGACAGGAAUGAUAUGACCCCAGAUGUCUAUGCCAAGGCUGAAGUACUGCGUAUCAAAUCUUCCCAGGCCAAGUGCUUUCAAGAUGGUGACGUUCAGGGACACGUCAAUCUAGUCAAGUCAGCAGCCAACCUGAUAGCCACUGGACAGGUGAAAUCUGUGGAGUUCCUAGAGGUGGUUUCUCAGCUCUUGUGGACGAGUGCAGUGAUAGCUGUCAAGGCUGGCGAACGCACACGACUGCGGCUUCAACUGGCAGUGACUGCCAAUGCCCUGGACAAGGCAAAUAGCAACAAGGUUGUGUUGCGGUGCAACCUUCACCAAGAAGCAGCGCUCGGUGCUGAAGACUUUGACUUGGAGAGUGCUGCUUUGCAUUGGCAGAAGGCAUCCCAGCUGGACCUGACGGGCUACAAUAAGCCGAGAAUCGACUACAAUGCCAGGCGGAUCAAACUGCUGCAAGAGCGGUACAAGGAGCACCCGGAUCCCAUGGACAGGAUAAGAAUCAACAUUGAAAAAGUGAUAAACCCGAAGAAGGCCAACAUGGAGCCAGACGAAACGGUGGAGGAAUGCCUUAACACAGCCGUUUCCUUGCUAUCCGGCGACGAGAAGGUCAUUGUGCAGUGGCUGGAGCUGGCCGCAGGGCGCGCUAGUCCAACGAAAUCAGACAUUGCGGGCUCCUCAACUGGCUUGAAAGCCCUGCGAUCUGUAUCGACUGCAAUGAUAGGAGGAAAGGCUCGGCUAAGUCAGGUGCACUGUGACGCAGUGAAGCAACACCUACACCUGUGCACUGUACAUGCUAACCGCCAUCAGCGGUGCCUGGAGGCAACUGAAAAAGCUGUGCUGACGGCCAAGGAUGCCGACAUCAGGCUCGAGGAUAUCAUCGAAAGAGCAAGACUGUGGCUCCAUUUGCUAACUGCUGCUUCCGGCAGUGGAAACGCUGUGUUGUCUCGCGUCGUCGGGCGCUUCGCGGAUCGCUGUGCGGAUUCGGACUUUUUGGCAGCCGCUGGAAUAACGGAUCGUUCCACAACAGCCUCUGGUUCCCACUCAGGUGCUUCAAGAAUUGCAAAGGACAUGCAAGUUCCGUCAUGUUUCAAACACAUGCUGCAGGAGGUCACUUACAAGCUCCUGGAUCACGCAGAGGCUCUUAUUCAAGAACUGGCACAAGACGGCAUCGGCCUGUUUGAGAUACCUGCCCAGCCCCUUGCCGUCAGAACUCUGAUUGCGGACGACGUCGACCAAGCUAUUCAGGCUGAGAAGGCUGCUCUACGACAGGAGGCACGAACGAAGCGAGAGAAGCUUAUCGAAGACAAGAGAAUUGAGUACGAGGCAGCUUUAGAUGCGUGGGAGAAACUCGAAGAAGCAGAUGAAGCCACAGAGAGUCACAAAGAGUUCAUCAGCAAGAAGACAUUGGCAACUCCGCCAGCAGUAAAGGAGUGCACCCUGCCUCCGAAGCCCGAGCCAUUUGAGCCACCACCGGAGGUCGUUGACUUUCCGGUCUCGCAGGAACGCCAGCAGUCCAUGCUGGAGAACUCAGAGUACAACAAGAACUGGAACGUGUUCCUGGGCCAUGUACAGAGGGUGAACGACGAACUCCAUCAGAUAUUUAUGAAGUGUCUGAACAUUUCCCUCUGCUUGGAGGAUCACGACAUGCUAAACACGUGCAUCCGGCGCAUGCUUCAACAGCUGGUGAAGCAUCGCAACAUUCAGUACAACAAUGGUCUGGUCCUGGACCUGGAGUUUUGGAAACUCAAGGACAGCUUCCCCUCGCUUAUCUCCAUUGGAAAGUAUGUGACGACCGUGCUGGAGACGCUGCUCGCUGCCAGAGCCAACAGUGCGAUUAGUGGAGAGAGCACUGCACGUCUCUGUGAGCUCUCCCUGCUGGCAACACUGGUACAGUGUAUGCCUAUGGUGCCAGCACCACCUCUGCCACCGGAAGAGGACAAGAAAGGAAAGGACAAGAAGAAAGCUAAGAAGCCGUCGGUUGUCAAGCCCGGAUCCCCGACAAACAUCCGCCGCUACUUGGUGACAAGCCCUAGCCACGAUGUAUUCCUGAGGAAACAAAUUGAUCUCUGCAACUCCGUAUUGAGCUCUAAGCUGCUACAGUGCGACGUUAGUCCUCGGACUCAGAAUCAGAUUAUGGAGUACCGUUGCUGUGUAAGCCAGCUUCUCUUGCAGCUUGGUAGCAAAGACUCAACAGAGGUACCGGCAAUGAGCAAGGCGUUCAACAUGGCGCUGUGCCAGGUUGUCAAUGGCCUGUCAAUGCUGCACAUGAAUCUACUGCCCUUGGAGAAGAAGUUCGGUGGUAUUGAUGACCUGAACAAGAUAGCAGAACAACUAUCAGCAGUGGAGGGGUCAGUUAAUGAUGCUGAGCUGCUGUUUCGACUGCGCUACAAAGUCAUGGAGGUGGCGUUUGAGGACCCCAAGCUGCACAAGUUGAUUGACGAACAGCUGAAGUUAGCUUAUCGUGUUCAACACUCUCAGCCACAAAGCACCCUGUCCCAACAGCAGGUUGAGGCCAGUGAGAAUAUUGCACACCUGCUAAGUCGAAUGCACUUGCUCUGUGGCAAGUAUCACCUGGUUGAGAAGUCCAAGCUGAUAGGCAGCCCCGAUCAGAGCGCCAAGACGCGAUUGGAGUGCUUACACGUCGUUGCCAAGCAGUUUCAGGAAGCAGCAAUGAAUGCAGAUCGUGUUGGGGACUAUAGAACACUAAUGGCCGUUGCUCAGGCAUUCUUCUGUGGUCCGGCUGGCGAGUUGCUAAGUAGCGAGGCGUUCCACAAGCGGGCGGCUGCUGCGACAGCUUCCCAGGCCAAACGGGAUACUUCAACGGAUUCCGGCGAUUUGGCAGGCACUUACCUGGAGGUGCUUGACAUUGUGCAUCUCAUGUCGGUGUGGAUCUCCAAGCAUGCAGCGCGCUGGGAGCGUGAAGAGAAAGCUAACGGCGGCCCGGGUAGGUUUGGUGGGUCAACGGGUAUCGCACAGCUGUCUGCCCAGUCAAAUCAGUCUGCUACGGCCGCUGCUGGUAACACUGCUGAUGCUCAAGCAAGUGUGCCUGCCGCAGCACCCAUGAGCAUCAAGGAUAGCCACUUCAUGUUGAGAGCUGGCUUGUUGGAGGUGGAACUGAAGUGGCUGCUGCACCGGAGGCAGCACGCAGAAGGCUUGAAGCUAUCGGAGAGAGCGCUGCGGCAGAUACCCCGUGAAUUUCAAAGAUCAUUCGAUGUGUAUCACUUGAGAUUCAGGAUGAUGACCACCGACUUUGACGACACAGAGAUUGAAAAGCUGGAGAACCCCAGAGAUCGCUAUCGACUAUGGCAAGAAGUCACGCAGGCCGCGACCGACAGGAUCCGCAUCCAGAACGCCUUUGAACAGAUGCUCAAGAUCAUACAAAAUGGAGAGGAUCGUAUGGAAUAUAUCUACCUACUCCUGGACUACUCGCGGUGGAUGUUUGAGAAUGACUAUCAAGUGACAGACAUCGAACCAUUGCUGGAUGAAGUGAAGGCCAGUGUGCUAGCCCUACCACCGGUGGAGGAGCCGUUUCAACUUCCCAGUCCGUGCGACAAUGCUAUCCAGGAGGAAGCUGAAGUGCCGGACAAGAAAUCAAGAAAGUCGCCCGGACCUGGAAGCAGAGCCAAGAGCAGCAGGUCUAGGGCUAGUGCAACUCCGCAGGCCAGCAAGGCGGAGGAUUUCAAGAUCCAAACAGACAACAACAAGCUACCGGCAACCGAGCGGGUAGUCUGCCUGGCCGAAGCGCACGCGCUUUCUGCCAAGAUCUACCUCAACUGCGAGCCAACCAACAGCGGCCAUGAACACGUGCGCAAGGACACAUUGGCUGCGGCAAAGCUCUACUGCCAUAUCUGGAGCUUGGCAACCGACCAGGCCGCGCUGCAAAUUGCUUUCUGCAAGUUUCUGGAGGACGCCGGACCAGCGGCGUCGGACGCGAAGGCGAAAGCCAAGGCAAAGCCUAAGAAGAAAUCUCCCUCACCGGCAGUAGGCGCCGCCGUUGAUGAGCCUCUCAGCUUUCCUUUGCCAGCUACUCCGGCCAAUUGGUGCACGUAUAAUCUACCAGACAAGGCGCACGAGAUCGUUGGGCCUGGGUCAGCCCUUCCAGGUGCCAUCAACACCAAGACCAUCAAGAAUGUGCCACGCACCCUGGAGUGUCUCCGAUCAGUCGAGGACUGCCUGUCACGCAUUGGACUUCUUCCCCUGAUCUGUCCACUGCUUGCCUUGGAGAAGUACAUCAAUUCCUGGUACAGAGACUCCGACUACUCGACGUUCAUACAGCUCAGGACGUUGGAUGUUGCCUGCAAGUUGGAGUUGAACACUGUGAUUCCUACUCUAACUGAAGGCAAUGAAUUCCCUACCAAUGUUCAAGUACAUGAGUUCACGCAUCUAAAGCUACGGACACACCUGGGCAAGAUUCGUGAACAAGAGGUGGAGCCGUCAUCUCCUCCCUCGACUGCCUACAGAUCCUGGGCAGAAUGGGCUAUGAUUCUCUGCCGUAUGGGGUGUCUGCACAAGGCACUGGACAUUGCCUUGAUUGUGGAGCCGAUAGCACGGGAGAUCGGUGACAAGGCAACACUUACUGUUGUCAACCUCGUGCUGGCUCAAGUCUACCUUCGCCUGAGGCAGUUUGACAAGGCACUGGAGAUAGCCAAAGGAGCACUAAAGAUCACUCCGCUCGAGUCACCGCAUAUCUGCGAUCUAGCGACCGUCCUCGUAGAAGCUAUCUGCUCACUGCCUGGUGACCUUCAGGUCAAGGAGAAGACCUGCCUGAACACGCUCGCAAAGCUGAAGCAGCUUUUCCAGAAGCUUCAGAGCACCGCAUGCCGGUAUAAGUUCAACCACAUGUGGAACCUUGCCGUUAUGCGUCUCAGGAUUGUACAGACACGAUUGUCGGGCAUUGGCCAGCAAGUAACAGCCACUGAGCUGGAUUUUCAGGAGCUGGCAGACUUGCAUGAGAUCUUCUUGAGCGUAGGCGGUGUUGAGGAGGCAGCUGAAUGCUGUGAAUUGGCUCUGAAGUCCUGGAUGUCAAAGACCUGUAUCAACAAUGAAAUUCGCUGGGAUUUUGUACUGAAGGCAUAUUGUUGUGGACAACGGGCAGUAUCCCUGCUUUGGGCGCACCGCACCGGCGUUGUCGACGAAGUGAAGUUUCUUCCUUACCUGUGCGGCGAAGGCAGUUACUACACCUUGCCGUGCGAGCGCGGAUAUGCCAAGGCCAUCCUGUCUCUCCGGCAGCCACUGACACCCGUAGUAGAUGACUAUGUGUCAAAGCGACGGCAUGACAGCGACUGGUGGACGUCACUAACAGACAUGGAGAAGCGUGUGGAGACAUACUGCUUGGACCCGGAGAAAGAUGCUGCCAAGGCCAGCAGGGACAGUCCUGAUGUUGCUCGAUUCAAGAACUUUCAGCAAACUUGUAUCCAGCGGUGUCUGGCGGCCAUACAAGACACUCUAAACCGUGUUCCUGACUCUAGUCCCUUGUUCGCCAAGGUGAUGGAAUGGAAAGGUAGCUUCCUUCUGAUGCUGUGCGACGGUGGCUUUCCUCCCUCACUGAACAUUCUCCACGAGCAAUUCCAAGCUGAGUUUGCACGGCGCAAGAAGGUCAAAAACGCUGAUGAAGGCGCUGAAUUUGAGCCCGAUGAUGAGCAAUUUGACGACCUGGACAAUCCUUUUGGUGCGCAAGAACCUCAACGCGCCAGUGACUUGCCGGAGAAAUCAAUCGGAUUCUCAAGCACUGGAACCGACAUUGACCCUAAUGUGGAAGACCAUAUCGCCGAUGAUAUUGAUUUCUAUUUUGACGACGAAGACAAUGUGUUUGAAAGCAAUGCCAGGGUUGCGGGUCAGGCUAAUGGUGAUGGAGUCUUCGCACAGCCAGGGCGUUCACGCAGGGACCAGACCCCCGUGCGGCUGUAUGUAGGCGUUGAGCUAAUGUCCCAGCUCACAUCGGAUCAUGAUCGACGUGUCGAAGGCGUCAAAAACCUAUCCACUGUGGUGUCCCGAGCUCUGGAUGAUUCACACUGGACCCUGGCAGCCAGCGCCUACUGGGAUCUGUUCAAGGUGUUCUCCGAAGAGCCCUUCAUUGCUGUCCACUACCUUGCAGCGUAUCAGUCUUGCUCAUCCCUCACUUGGCUGGCUCAACUCCUGGAGACGGCGAGCCGCAGCUACACCAGAACGGACCUCAGUUACAUGGCAGCUUCGCUGUGGCAGCGCCGGCUGGUACAGGACUGUCGUGCUGUCAGCGGCCAUGUAGUGCCCGAUGCGGUCAGGGUGUCCGAGGUGUACCGACCGCUCAGCCGCAUCAACGAGGAGUUCCUUGCCACGCAACAGGUUUCGUCUGGUUUGAGCAUCUCGAAGAACCCCCUCUGGCAGAUCAUGGACUUCCCACCCAACUUCACUUUUAUCAUUCUGCAGCACAGCCCAGACAAGUCAACACUUCACUCUGCUGUUGUGCAUGGGGGCAUGACCAUCAAGGACGGUGCAAAGGAAGACGAUUCAGAAGCAAAGCGGCCCGGAAAGAAAUCGAAGGAAGACAAGCCUACGUUCCCCGAAAUUGCGUUGUGUAAAGCGGAUGUGCAAAGUGGCGCCCUCUCUCGACUCGAGACAAAGUGGAGCGGUUUCUUUGAUCUUCUUGCCAUCAAGCAACUGAAGAAUGAGCAGUCAGUGCCAAGUGCUGACGUCUCCUCUGGGGCAGACCUGCUCAUUGACGACGCUACCAAGGCAGAGUUCUCCGAAAUCGUACACAUGCUACAGGACUAUGUUGGCCCGUGCUUUGAGCAAAUGGAGGAGGCUCUCAAAUGUCUCCACCACCCUGAGCCUGAUCAGGACGAGGAAACAGCAAGGAAUGCCACACCCGGACGAGAUGCGGGUAAGAAGAAGGAUAAAUCACCCGAAAAACCUGCACAGAAGAAACCUGGCAAAGGUGGCAAGGAAGACGACAGCCAAGCAGAACCUGAGAGUCGCUAUGUUGUCCUGCUGGUUGAUGAAGACCUUAUGUCAUUUCCUCUCGAAGCAAUGCCCUGGCUGCAGGCUAACGGCGUCGAGGGCAUCUCGCGGGAUUUCUCAUCGAACAGUCUCCAUCAGCGUAUGCUGCAUGUUUGCCCACCACCCACUCCAUCAGCCGAAGGCACGACGUCGCAAGCUAAGAAAGGAAAGACCACCACGACGGUGGUGGAUCCUGAUGAACAACGACCCAAUUAUGAGAGCACGGAUAACCCGGUGAUCAACUGUGCAAACUUCCAUUGUGUGAUUGACCCAGCGGGCAACCUCCCAUCUAAAACACUUCAGACACAUGUCACUGCUGACAAACUUGCCAAAGUUGUGUCCGACUGUGGCUCGGUAGCUUCCAAGUGGGUCAGCCAUAUGCCACCUCCACUGCACGAAUCGUACAACCCGUCGCUAUGGGACGAUGUAGCCAGCUCCUGCGGUGGUCUGGUGUGCUUUGACUGUGGCCCACUUGAUCAGCACUAUAGAGUGGAGCAGCUGCUUCGACACAAUCUGACAGGUUGCAAACUUGCCAUCCUGCUGGACAAAGUGGAAACUAAGCGGAGUGUCAAAUAUAUGAAACUACGUGAUAUCAAGGAGAGAAGGGCAAGCCAAUCGACUGACUACGUUGGCUUGUGGUCCUUGGCUGGCGCUGGCUCGGUGCUACAGAAUUGUCUGCCUUGUUCACCGGAGGACAAUGCCCUUGCAAUGCACAACGUCCUGCACGGUAUGUGCGUACAGAACCCUAAGUCCAUAGGGAGAGCACUCCUCGACAGCCGGGCAAAGCUGGGCAAAGAUGAUGAUGAAGUGAAGGUCAACACCGAUGAAGCCACUCAUGUUCAGAGCAUGCCCCGUCUCGCCGUGCGCUCAGAAGAGCGCAUGCCUGGCUCUCCAGCGUACACCGAGUACGCAGCUCCACGGGUAUUUACUGCAUCUUCGCAAGAUGACAGCCGGCCCGAUUCGGCAUUGUCCUCCGAUCGUGUCGCGCCCGACGGCUCUUUCCCUGUUAUUCCUGUGAAGCCGUACAACUACCUGCUCUGGGGCCUGCCGCAUCUUGCCGUGGCCGGCAAGAAUCAGAAGAGUGGUCGCAGUAAAUAGAGCAGGAUAAUGUGAUCACAAUCGGUCAUGCCCAGACGUCGCUUGAUAUCCCAGUGUUGUUUUCCAUGCAGUUAUUUGUCUCACUGUGUCAUGGCUAUUGUCACUCACUGUGAAUAUAUAUAAACUAGUGUCUACUCAAUUAAACAAUGGAUUUUCUACAGACGCUUGUGACCCCACUGACACAGAUUGCAUACAAAUUGAUGCAAUGUAUGUACUUUUUUCUCACAAUUUAUUGUUAUCCAUUUCAUCUAGGUCCUGUGUGUUAUCAAAAAAUUAAUAUCUUGUCUUAGAUUACUAAUGUUUAGUUCGAAUAGAGUUGAUCACUGUUGCUUCCUCUGUCCAUACGUUGAUGUACUGCAUUCAUCGCGGAAACUUGAUUAUCUUUCCGACUCGAUUUAUAAUAUUAUGUUUUAUACAGUAUCGCCUAGGCUACGUUCGCCACAAUUGAAUGAGUGUGUAUAUCGGGAAACCCAGAUUGAAUUAUGCUUGCUCUCCUCUUGCUUAGUA